Molecule: messenger RNA, 2696 nt
Organism: Chara braunii
Lineage: Eukaryota; Viridiplantae; Streptophyta; Charophyceae; Charales; Characeae
Source: the annotation of a GenBank genome assembly
CUGUCCACAGCCAAAGCGCAAUCAGCCCCCACCGGCUGCGGCCCCUGUUGCUCUAAACCAAGGACAAAUGGCCGCAUUGAUGGACACGGCCCAAGGAGGAGAGCUCGUGGCAUAUGCCCCAGAACAGCCCUCCCCCUCGAUGGCAACGACUUCGACAGCGAGAGCCUCUUCCUCUGACGCUGCUGACGUGGUCGAUCCACUUGAGUAUCUUYAUCUCGCAGGCAUGAUCGGAGCGAUCCGACUGGCCCCUGAUGAUCUCGAGUCGGUCGAUCGCGAUUCUAAUCCCGGUCCACAGUUUAGGACGGGCGAGAUCGAUGUGUUACGAGCGCUCAAGCAGCUAGAUAUCCGCGUUCCGAUCCCGGUGGGACACUUGCUCACCAUAUCUGAAGCUGCAAACGAUAAACUGUUACAACAAUGUCAGAAAAAUCAAAAGCGCUUCACGUACCAACGCAWACAGCGAAYGUUGAAAAAGAAGGAAGGAGGCRAGGAAGUUGCACCGCCCGAACCCGAAGCCGGCGAGCCCAAAGCUUACCGAAUAGCAGCUUCGUACGAGCUCGGCCGGUACUAUGGAAGAGCGGAAUGUGAUUGUGAAGUGUGGGGCAAGCCGUUUAGCGCCCUUAUUGACAUAGGGUCUUCUGCAGUAGCCAUAUCAUUAAACACUGUCAAAAAGACGGGACGACUCGGAUCCAUUCUUCCUCAAUCUGGCAAAGACAAUGGUGUCUCUGCCGACGAGGAAGCAAUGAAAAUCAUGGGUGUUAUUGAGAAUGUAGUUGUGAAGGUCGGACGAGUACACGUCCUGGUUAACGCACUAGUAAUAGAUGUGCCUUCCUAUUCUGUGUUGUUAGGAUUACCUUGGGCGAUGGCGGUAGGGGUCCGUCUGCACUUCGAUUCAAAACAGCUGGUGCUCACGCAAACUGGGGGAAAGCCUCAAACUGUUCCCUUGCGAAUUUCCACCCGAAUAAUAAAACGAACUCCUAACUCAGCCCAAAUAGGGAUGAUUCGAUGCAUUGAUACCGAGGAGUAUUCUUCCUCGGACAUCGGCAGCGGAAUCGGGGAACAUGAAUACGAAGAAGAAUUGCCUAGUGAGGAUGAAUUGAAGCACCUGGUCGAACUUUUCGAACACGAAAUUCCCGAAGAAUUUCGAGUGUACCCCGACACAGGCCGAAGCUUCCACGUGGAUUCAGGAGACAGCAUGCUUACGCCUCCGAAAACCCAGAGCAUCAUCAACUACUGCGUGAUUGUGUACAUGGAUGACAUUCUGGUGUACUCGAGUUCCUACGAGGAACACGUGCAGCACAUCGAGUGGGCGCUGCAUGCGUUACGCAAUGCGGGUUUCAAGGUGGCGCUUGAGAAGUGUCAGUCUUUUCUUACCACCAUUUCCUUCUUAGGACACGUGGUGACGGACAAGGGGCUCCAACCGGAGCCGCAGAAGGUGGCAGCUGUCAGAGAUGCGCCGGUGCCUACGACUAUCACGCAAGUUCGCGCCUUUCUAGGUCUAGCCUCGUACUACCGAACAUUUAUCAAGGGCUUCGCGGCGAUCGCGGGACCCUUCACGAAUCUGCUGCACAAAGAUCAGCCGUUGAUCUGGACGACGGAGUGUGAUCAAGCGUUUUCGAAACUCAAGGCCGCUCUCAUUUCGGCUCCGGUCCUUAUAAGACCGGAUCCCGAAAAACCUUUUGUUCUCAUCACUGACUGGCAGCCGGAGGCGAUCUCGGCGAUCCUUGCCCAGGUGGGACAAAGUGGACUCGAGAGCGUGGUGGAGUAUGCGCCCAAAUCGGUGUCCGCCUGCAAGCGUAACUACGCCGCUCCGACGGGAGAAUGCUACGCGGCUCUUUGGGGAAUCAGUCACUUUCGCGCUUACCUGUACGGGCGGAAGUUCACCUUGGUAACCGAUCAUGAGCCCCUGUUGGCUCUGAAGAAAUUGAAGGAUUCCUCUGGCAUGAUCGGGCGAUGGGCAACGGUGCUACAGAGCAUGGACUUUGACAUUCAUCAUCGAAAGCACGAGAGACACGGGAAUGCAGACGGACUGACACGACUGCACCGGUCUGAGAAAGUUCUGAAGAGUGAGGAGGUGAUUCCGUGGAACGAACCCGAACAGGAGUGGACUGCGUGCUUGGAGGAACCUAGGGAUGAAGAUACACUACCAUCACGGCAGGAGUAUCUGAAGCCUUACGACAUCAUCCCUCACGCCUUUUUUUUGAAGGCGGAGGAAGUGGUGAUCGACGACGAUGAAGAAGACAACGACGAGGAAACAUCGGAGGAAGGAAGCUAUAGUGAGUAUAGUGAGGGCGAGCUGAGUGAAGAAGAAGAGGAGGAAGAAGAAAUCGGAUCUGAGUGGGAAGCUCUGCCGGAGGAAGCUGCGCGCACGGGCAUAGAAGCGGAAGACCCUGAGGCCGCUCGCAAGCGGGAAGAAAUCGCCACCGGGAAGCGCCAGCUGGAGUUAGCCAUCGGAGUAAGCCUGCGCAUCGGUGACGAUCCGACCAAGAAUCCGGAGCCGCCGAAGCCCGAAGAUGGCGACCCCGCAGCCGCCUCCCCAAGCACCUCGCGACGGAGACGGAGCAGAUCCCCCUCCUCCUCCAUCCCCACCCGUCCCCCAAUUCGCCCACGUACCAAUGCGGGCGAUAGGCCUUCGUCCUCGGACAUUAUCCCGCCGACCCCUUGAUUUUCUCACCCUCGAACAGAUCCGCACCCCCGUC